Diuraphis noxia (Russian wheat aphid) is the source of this 1182-nucleotide messenger RNA. Its product is annotated as zinc finger MYM-type protein 5-like. Lineage: Eukaryota; Metazoa; Arthropoda; Insecta; Hemiptera; Aphididae. The record is from RefSeq and is a predicted model, not a curated record.
AUGCCACGAAAAAUUCUAAGUGGUGCUGCCAAAAGGAAAAGAAAACAAGAAAAGGAAAGUUAUAUUUUAAAUACGAAUAAAAAAAUCAACAGUUUCUUCGGAUGCAGUCAGCUUAAUAACGAUAUUGAACCUUUAGCAUCUACUUCAUUUGAAAAUGUAAUAAAUAAUGAUAAUUUUGAUGGUAAAGAUGAAGAAGUUGAAGAAGAACAAAUUUUGAACUGUAUUGAAACUGUGGCAUCUACUUCAAAUAUUGAGAAAAUUGUAAAUCCCCCUAAAAUUAUAACUGUAAAAGAUAACAAAACUAUUAGUGACUCUCAUGUUGUGCUUGGUAAAGUUAAUGAUGACAUUUUAGUUGAUCAGUCUUCUGCAGAUUUGUAUAGUGGUGUUAUGAAUUUGUUAAAUCUUGAGGAAGAUUUUCCAACUGACAAAGCAUUAUUUCCAGAACUAAUUACAAAUAAAAAUCUUAAGCAAUGUAUAUUACUUUUUGGACCAUGUAAGCCAGAUAUAAAUUUUCCAAUUAACAGUGAUGGAAAACGUUUUUCAACUAGUUACUAUUAUUUGACGACCAAGUCUGGUACAAAAAUACCUCGAUUAUGGUUAUGUUACUCUGUUCGUUUGGAUAAAUCAUAUUGUGAAACUUGUUGGCUAUUUGCUGACAGAGGUUAUAGUAAAUUCAAGUCAGAUUGGAUUGACGGUAUUAAUGAUUGGAACCAUUUAUCUCAAUGUAUACAAAGGCAUGAAUGUUCCAUUCAACACUUAGAUGCUACUAAACUUCGUUCAAUAUGUGCMAAAACUCAUACUAUUGAUGCUGAAUUAGAAAAACAGUAUUCUGAUGAAGCGAUGAAGUGGAGAAAUAUAUUAAAUCGCUUAAUUAAAAUAAUACUUUAUUUAACUGCUGGUAAUUCAGCUUUAAGAGGCAAUGAAGGUAGUAAACAAAUCAAUAAUCCUACUGAAGGCAAUUUUUUAAGGACGGUUUAUUUACUUGCUGAAUUUGAUCCCUUUUUAAAAAGUGUGUUAGAAGAUAAAAACGGGAAAAUCAAAUACUUAAGUGCCUCGAUUCAAAAUGAACUAAUAGACAUUUUGUCAACAGAUUUACGCCGUACAAUUUGCAAUGAGAUAAGGAAUAGUAUUUUUUUUUCAGUUAUAUUAGACUCCACCCAAGAUAUUACCAAAGAAGAUCAA